Molecule: messenger RNA, 555 nt
Organism: Closterium sp. Naga37s-1
Lineage: Eukaryota; Viridiplantae; Streptophyta; Zygnematophyceae; Desmidiales; Closteriaceae
Source: the annotation of a GenBank genome assembly
AUGUCUCUCUCGUGCCCUUCCUAUCUAUCCCCCCCCGUUAACCACCCUCCCCCCCCUCCCCCCUCUUUCUCCCUUCCUCCCCUUCCUCCCCUUUCUCCCGUUCCUCCCCUUCCUCCCCUCUCCCCCCCCUCCCUUCCUUCCCACCACAGGCAGGCCCUGCAGCAUCUCUCGCAUCUCCUCCCGGACCCCGCCACCCUACUUCUCUCCACCAACCUGCUUUUCCACGCCAACACACAUCCUCCCCCCACGUUCUUCAUUUAUCUGUCUCUCGCCCCCCUUCUCGCCCUCCACCACAGGCACGCCCUGCAGCACCUCGCUCGCCUCCUCCCCGACCCCGCCGCCCUGCCUCUCUCCACCGGCCUGCUCUUCCACCUGCUCUCUCACGCCUGCCUCUGCGCCAUGCCACGCUCCUCCCUGCUCUUCCUCUUCCAACCUGCCGCUCACCGCCUCACGAGAGAUGUUGGAUUGGAGCAGCAUCUGCUGCCCCCCCCCAUCCCCCAUGUCCAUGUAGGAUGCAGGAAGAGUGAAGAUGGAGGCUCAUUGUGGACGGGGUAA